AUGGAGAACGGAGCCAUCACGCAAGGCGAGGGCAAGGACCCCUCGAGCUUCCUGAGCGACAUCAUCGGCAACCCGGUCGUGGUCAAGCUCAACUCGGGCGUCGUGUACAAGGGCGAGCUGCAGUCCGUCGACGGAUACAUGAACAUUGCGCUGGAGAAGACGGAGGAGUAUGUCAACGGGGCCAAGCGGAGAGAGUAUGGCGAUGCUUUUGUGCGAGGAAACAACGUCAUGUAUAUUUCUGCAGACUCAUGA
This is a messenger RNA of Hirsutella rhossiliensis, 252 nucleotides long. Its product is annotated as LSM domain-containing protein. The record is from RefSeq and is a predicted model, not a curated record. Gene Ontology annotation, molecular function: RNA binding. Gene Ontology annotation, biological process: maturation of SSU-rRNA; mRNA splicing, via spliceosome. The transcript has 3 exons. The coding region runs from base 1 to 252 and encodes 83 amino acids. Gene Ontology annotation, cellular component: nucleolus; U4/U6 x U5 tri-snRNP complex; U6 snRNP. NCBI's taxonomy places the organism in Eukaryota, Fungi, Ascomycota, Sordariomycetes, Hypocreales, Ophiocordycipitaceae.